UAAAGUAGCCCACUGCAGAGAGAGAAGGCUGCAUCGGGAAAAGCCCUGCUGACUCGGAGCGCGCACUCGCCUCUGGUCCUGUCCGCACUUCCAAACACUUCAUAAAGCUGCGGUGAUGGCUACACACACAUGCAGUCCACUUUCUUCGCCGUAAAUAACGACUGGCCCAUGAUUAGCCCUGCCAUUGUGGUGUAUCUCCUGUGGUGACCGCACACUCACCAGUCUUCAUCUGAGCUGUACCUGGAGCAACACUGAUCCAGCACAGUCCCUGCACUUUGAAACUUCAUAAACAACAUGGAGGACACUUAUGAUAACAGGACUUCUUUAGUAAAGGGUGCCAAGGACAUGGUCAAAGAGGCAAAGCGGCAUGCAGCCAAGAAAGUCAACAAAGCAGUAGACCGGGCAACAGAUGAAUACUCAGCCCACCGCAAUUACAGCAGGUUCCAGGAUGAGGAAGAGGAAGAUGAGGAUUUCUACAGGAAUCCACCAAGGCAGCGUGAUGCAGAGAGCUAUCCUGACAACGAGGAAGGGGGGUCCAGUGAUGCCACAGAGGGUCACGACGAUGAGGACGAGAUCUACGAGGGGGAAUACCAGGGCAUCCCAAAGCAGAAAGAGGGCCAGGUGGCACUGGGGCAGCCGACCUCAGAUGCCAGCAGGGAUCGUAGGGAGUUAGAGCGGGAGAGAGAGGCCGAUGAAGAGGAGUUGGCACAACAGUAUGAGCUGAUCAUACAGGAGUGCGGUCAUGGCAGGUUCCAGUGGCAGCUGUUCCUAGUUCUGGGUCUGGCGCUCAUGUCUGACGGGGUGGAGGUCUUCGUGGUGGGCUUUGUGUUACCCAGUGCAGAGACGGACAUGUGUGUACCCGACUCCAGCUCGGGAUGGUUAGGCAGCGUGGUGUACUUGGGGAUGAUGGUUGGAGCAUUUUUCUGGGGUGGGAUGUCGGACAAAGUGGGCCGCAGACAGUGCCUCCUCAUCUGUAUGUCCACCAAUGGUUUCUUCGCAUUCCUGUCAUCUUUUGUGCAGGGAUAUGGCCUGUUCCUCCUGUGUCGCCUCAUUGCUGGCUUCGGAAUUGGAGGGGCUGUUCCCAUCGUAUUCUCCUUUUUUGCUGAGGUCUUGUCCAGGGAGAAGAGGGGUGAACAUCUCAGCUGGCUGUGCAUGUUCUGGAUGAUUGGAGAAAUCUAUGCUUCAGCCAUGGCAUGGGCCAUUAUUCCCCACUACGGCUGGAGCUUCAGUAUGGGCUCUGCGUACCAGUUUCACAGUUGGAGAGUGUUUGUGGUGGUGUGUGCUCUGCCCUGUGUGUGUGCUGUGGUGGCUCUUACCUUCAUGCCUGAGAGCCCCAGGUUUUACCUCGAGGUGGGGAAGCACGAUGAGGCCUGGAUGAUCCUCAAACAGAUCCACGACACAAACAUGAGAGCGCGUGGGCAGCCGGAGAAAGUCUUCACCGUAAACAGGAUUAAGAUUCCCAAACAACUGGAUGAACUGGUGGAGAUGGAGUCAGAGUCAGGCAAUCCGGUUUCCAAAGCAUUCUUCAGGAUCAAAGCUGAAAUCCAAGGGAUCUACGUAAAUCUUCUGAAGUGCUUCAACUACCCCAUGCGAGAGAACAUGAUGAGGCUGACCAUUGUGUGGCUCACUCUGUCUUUUGGAUAUUAUGGUUUGUCGGUGUGGUUCCCGGAUGUGAUCAAACAUCUCCAAGCAGACGAAUAUGCCUCCAAAGUAAAAAUCCACACCAAUGAACGCAUUGAAGACUUCACCUUUAACUUUACACUGGAGAAUCAGAUUCACAAAAAUGGAGUCUUCAUCAGUGACAGAUUUAUCAACAUGAAGCUGAAGUCUGUAACUUUUGUGGAUUCAACAUUUCGUAACUGCUUUUUUGAGGAUGUUUCAACCGUGGGGUCCUAUUUUCGCAACUGUACCUUUAUUGAUGCAUUUUUCUACAACACAGAUAUCGAUGAGUCCAAGUUGAUAGAUGGGACAGAGGUAAUCAACAGCACAUUCGCUCACAACAAAACCGGCUGCCAGAUGACAUUCGAUGACGACUACAGCGCAUACUGGGUUUAUUUCAUUAACUUCCUGGGUACGCUCGCUGUUCUGCCCGGCAACAUCGUCUCUGCCCUUCUCAUGGACAAAAUUGGCCGUCUGUCUAUGCUAGGUGGAUCUAUGGUCCUCUCAGGAAUAAGCUGUUUCUUCCUGUGGUUUGGCACCAGUGAAUCCAUGAUGAUCUUCAUGUUGUGCCUUUACAACGGUCUCAGUAUCUCUGCUUGGAACUCCCUGGAUGUGGUGACAACAGAGUCUUUCCCAACUGUCAGAAGAGGAACAGGUUUUGGCUUCUGCAAUGCCCUGUGUAAGUUUGCAGCAGUGAUGGGAAACCUCAUAUUUGGAUCUCUGGUUGGCAUCACUAAGGCCAUCCCGAUACUCAUGGCCUCCACGGUUUUGGUUGGGGGUGGCCUGGUUGCUCUGAGGUUGCCAGAUACCAGGGCCAAUGUACUCAUGUAACAUCUGGAAAAAUACUCAUUAAAUCAUAGAGGGAAUACAAAAAUCUUCAUGGGUGGAUUGCAAAUGUCUUGGAACUACACUGUAAUUGUCAACACAUGCACCUUCUAAAAACACGUGCAUUUUACAUUAUCAUUCAAGCUAAGAGAAACUAAAAUAUUUGAUAGAUGUUAGAUUCAACCAUUUAUAUACACUUCAAUCGGAAAGAUGUUAAUAUUGAUUGAGUCUUAUUUGGAUUAGCCAGAUGGAGAGGAAAUGUCAAAACAAGCUGUAAUGAGCAGUGCCAGUCUGGUGUGCUAUAACAUUGGGAAUAGAGGAUCAGACAGAGAAGAUCGCUACACAGAUGUUGACAGCUGGCUACAAAACCACACAGGACUCCAGUAAGACAUGGUACAGUCACUUUUUAGGCAUUUACCCAAUCCAUACAUCCAUACACCAUUGUGAAUUUUGACUAUGCAUGUAAUUGCUAAAGGUGUAUUUUGCCACCCAAAACUUUUCCAAAGCAAAGUUACCAAGUCCUUUGCAAUCCUCGGUAGUCUAAACAACAGUUUCAAAAGCCAUAUGGCAAUAGAGAUAAUAGAAAUAUUUUAUUUAUUGACAUGCUACUUUUGUUGUCUAAUUGUUCUUGCCAUGCGUUGUAAUGAACUUUCAGUGUCCAUGGCGAGCUCUUCCUCGGGUUUGGCUUUGUGUUGUCUUGCUUGAGGCAGUGAUGAUUACAUGCCAUGCUGCGUUCUUUCAGAAAUACUGAAUGGCCUUUCUUAAAUGUGCCUCUACUCAAGUGGAGCAACCUGGUCGUGUGGACUAAACAGGACACACCACAUAGAGAUAAAAUAGUGUUAUGUGUCUACAUGUAAAAUAUGGGGCCAGUACAGUCAUGUUUGGGUGGGUUUAUUCUUCAUUAUCUGUUAAACAUAGCCAUAUUUUGAUAAAUUUAAUAUAUUUUUAAUGUAAAGACGGGUGCCAAAUGUUUUUGACUGUUUACCCCUGUGAGGUUUAACAACAAUGCAAUAGAAAACAGUGUCUAGUCCUAUAGAUAUAUGAUAAAAAAUGAAUUAUGUCAGCGACAAAUACCUCACAAAAGUGUUUAUUCAUUAUUUUCUUAUUUAUUUACAUGUUGUAUUCCUAUUAUAGAUUUAUUUGUAUUUAUGGUCAGUAAUAUUAAACGUGGCUUCAGCAAAGCAGCUAACUACUCUAACAUCACAGGCUACAAGGUGGUACUGUAUGUCCAUAAAAUACAUUUUCAGUAUAAUUUUAAAAUGCUCUGAAUUUAUUUCAAAACACAUUAAGUGAAAAGUGUGUGCAACUGCAAAUAUAAGAUAUUUUUGAUGACACAGGUAAAUAUUUUUGACAUGCAAAAUAAGUAAGUAAUUACAGCAUUAAUUAUUCUCAUAUAUUGGCUAGUCGUCUAUAAUUUGUCAGACAGAUUAUUAAUUUGUAUGGGUUGGAGAGUUGACAUGUUUUACUUAUUUCUUUCAAUCCAUAUUUCAAAAUUUAGUGUGCGCCUGAGUGUGAGUGUUCCUAAAAUAUAGAAGACUAUGUAAAUCAUAUUGUGACGCAAGUAUUGGCUUGUGUAUUCAUUCAUGGUGUAAAUAAUGUCCAUAUCAAAUCUGACACUGGUGGACUUAAACUAAACGUCAUCUGUUUGUCCAGGCAGUUAUCUGUAUGUAUCCAUGUUGUACGUCUGUGUGUGUCCUUGGCUCUAAGCCUGAUUUCACCUGCUUUUCUGUGUGUGAGUGUGAGCUCAAUCUUGCAUGUGUGUAAGAAAAAUACCCUGUUCUUUUGUGCUCAGCUUUGUGUUUUUGAUGUGAAUUCAAAUGGCAAUAUUUUUAUUUUGUUGACAAAAAAUGUGAAUGUACCAUUCUUGUUUCUGACCAGUCAUUAUAUAAAGUCAAUACAGUCUAUGUGGAGAAUAAUGUGAUCUGUGAAGGGCCUGUCAGUGAAGACCAUGUUGUAUGUUGGAAGGCUGAGUGAGUGAAUUGCCAAAAAGAUGCCCUGUGAACUGUAACUGAAA
This is a messenger RNA of Boleophthalmus pectinirostris (great blue-spotted mudskipper), 4498 nucleotides long. RefSeq names its product synaptic vesicle glycoprotein 2Ca (gene sv2ca). The transcript has 13 exons. The record is from RefSeq and is a predicted model, not a curated record. Gene Ontology annotation, biological process: chemical synaptic transmission; transmembrane transport. Bases 295 to 2490 code for a protein of 731 amino acids. Gene Ontology annotation, molecular function: transmembrane transporter activity. Gene Ontology annotation, cellular component: membrane. Lineage: Eukaryota; Metazoa; Chordata; Actinopteri; Gobiiformes; Gobiidae.